AUGGCUGUGUCCCCAACACCCGGCACUGCUGUGCGGAAUGUUCCUGCUCUCAGGGGUGCAGGCGAGUGUCCCGCGGGCUGGAGCAGGCGCGCAGGUCUCGGCUCUGCCACUUCGGGCGCAGGCGGGAGGCCCGGCCCUCCGCACCUGCAGCGAUCUCGGGCACCUGUGGCUGCGCCCCGUGCGACUCCCGGCCAUGGCGCGCGAGGAGGCGGAGGCUCCGAGCGGCCGCCGGGGCCGCCUGUGAGCCGGGGCCGGAGCAGGGACCCGGCGGGGCCGCGCGCGAUGCCUGUCCGAGCGGAGGCGAAGGCGGCGGGGCGUGCGGUGGCCCCGGCGCUGCUGCUGCUGCUGCUGCUGCUGCUCCCCACCGUGCCGGCCCGCGCGCCGCUGCCCCCGCUGCAGCCCGGCAUGCCCCACGUGUGUGCCGAGCAGGAGCUGACCCUGGUGGGCCGCCGCCAGCCCUGCGUGCAGGCCUUCAGCCGCGUGGUGCCCGUGUGGAAGCCCGGCUGUGGGCCACAGGCCUGGUGCGUCGGCCACGAGCGCAGAACCGUCUACUACAUGGGCUACCGGCAGGUCUACGCCACGGAGGCCCGGACCGUGUUCAGGUGCUGCCGAGGGUGGACCCAGCAGCCGGGUGAGGAGGGCUGCCUCUCGGCCCAGUGCAGCGCUGGCCUCUGUUUUAACCGGGGCCACUGCGUGCCAGGCUGCCAGCCGUGCCACUGUCCCCGCGGCUUCCAGGGUCCCCGCUGUCAGUACGAUGUGGACGAGUGCCGAGCGCACAACGGCGGCUGCCAGCACCGGUGCGUGAACACCCCAGGCUCCUACCUCUGCGAGUGCAAGCCCGGCUUCCGGCUCCACACGGACGGCAGGACCUGCCUGGGUGAGUGUCACCUGGAGACCCCUCCCCGCUGGCCUCAGCCUGGGAGGUACGUGCCGUUCUCUGGGGGCCUCGGGGGCCCCAACUGCCGCUCCCUCCGGGGCCCCGGGCUGCACCGACACUCGGCACUGGGGCCUCACUCGAGCCUUGAGUCCCGCCUCAGAAGCCGCCCCCUGGCCUGGGAACGGCGCCCUCGCCAGGAGUGCGGCACCUCCACGGGUGAGACACAGGUGACGGCCGUGUGGGUGCAGCCGGGAGGAUCUGUCCCACACUUGGAGGCAAAUCCUCUGCUGGACUCUCGGCUCAGGGCUGGGUCCGAUUUGCAGGACCUCGGCCAGGCCCCAGCACCCCUGUCCCUGGGCAUGGCGGCUGCAGCCACCACUCGCGUCCAGGCUCACGGCGGCCGGCACCGCCUGCCAGCCCGGCCGCGUUCCGCUGCAGGCAAGGAUGGCCGGCGCUGUGCGCGCGCGGGGGGGCUGCCGCCCCUGGGCGCACGCCGGCAAGGGGGCCGUGCGCGGCGAAGCCCGUGCGCGGACAGGAACGGCGGCUGCAUGCACACGUGCCAGGUGCUCCAGGGCCUGGCCCGCUGUGGGUGCCACUCGGGCUACCAGCUGGCAGCGGACGGCAAGGCCUGCGAAGCACGCCGUGAGGAGUCAGAUCCCAGGCGGGCGCUCUGCUCCAGAACCCUCGCCUGCGGCCUCAGCCGUGCAAUAGCGUUGUCCCCGCACCUCCGGGUGUUUGUGACACGUGGACGAGUGUGCCACGGGGCUGGCCCAGUGUGCCGCUGCCAGUGCCGGCCCGAGUUCCAGCUGCAGGAGGAUGGCCGGCGCUGUGUCCGGCGAAGCCUGUGCGCAGACAGGAACGGCGGCUGCAUGCACACGUGCCAGGUGCUCCAGGGCCUGGCCCGCUGUGGGUGCCACGCGGGCUACCAGCUGGCAGCGGACGGCAAGGCCUGCGAAGACGUGGACGAGUGUGCCACGGGGCUGGCCCAGUGUGCCCACGGCUGCCUCAACACGCCAGGGACCUUUAAGUGCGUGUGCCACUCGGGCUACGAUCUGGGCGCUGAUGGCCGCCAGUGCUACCGGAUCGAGAUGGAGAUCGUGAACAGCUGCGAGGCCCACAACGGUGGCUGCUCCCACGGCUGCAGCCACACGAGUGCGGGGCCCCUCUGCACCUGCCCCCGCGGCUACGAGCUGGACACCGACCAGAAGACCUGCGUGGAUGUGGACGACUGCGCGGACUCCCCGUGCUGCCGGCAGGUGUGCACCAACAACCCCGGCGGGUACGAGUGCGGCUGCUACGCCGGCUACCGGCUCAGCGCGGACGGCUGCGGCUGUGAGGACGUGGACGAGUGCGCCUCUGGCCGCGGUGGCUGUGAGCACCACUGCACCAACCUGCCCGGCUCCUUCCGCUGCUCCUGCGAGGCCGGCUUCCGGCUGGACGAGGACCGCAGGGGCUGCUCCCCGCUGCAGGAGCCCACGGUGGACCUGGACGGCCAGCUGCCCUUCGCGCGGCCCCUGCCCCACCUCGGGGUGCUCCAGGAUGAGCUUCCGAUGCUCCUGCAAGACAACUACGUGGGGGCCGAGGAGGAGGAGGAGGCGGAGCUGCGGAGCGAACACACGCUCGUGGAGAAGUUCGUCUGCCUGGGCGACUCCUUCGGCCCCGACUGCAGCCUGACCUGCGCCGACUGCAGGAACGGAGGGACCUGCCUGCCGGGCCUGGACGGCUGUGACUGCCCCGAGGGCUGGACCGGGCUGGUCUGCAACGAGACUUGUCCCCCAGACACCUUCGGGAAGAACUGCAGCUUCUCCUGCAGCUGUCAGAACGGGGGCACCUGUGACCCGGUGACCGGGGCCUGCCGCUGCCCCCCGGGUGUCGGCGGAACCCACUGUGAGGACGGCUGCCCCAAGGGUUUCUAUGGCAAACACUGUCACAAGAAAUGCCACUGCGCCAACCGGGGCCGGUGCCACCGCCUCUACGGGGCCUGCCUCUGCGACCCGGGACUCUACGGCCGCUUCUGCCACCUUGCCUGCCCCCCCUGGGCGUUCGGGCCGGGCUGCUCGGAGGAGUGCCGCUGCGUGCAGCCCCACGCCAGGUCCUGCGACAGGAGGGACGGCAGCUGCUCCUGCAAGGCCGGCUUCCGCGGCGAGCGCUGUGAGGCCGAGUGCGAGCCGGGCUCCUUCGGGCCGGGCUGCCUGCAGGCGUGCAGCUGCCCGCCGGGCGUGGCCUGUGACCCUGCGAGCGGCGAGUGUCGGAAGCAGUGUCCCGCUGGCUCCCGGGGGGAGGACUGUGGCCAAGAGUGCCCGAGGGGGACAUUUGGCGUGAACUGCUCAGGCUCCUGCUCCUGUGAGGGGGCCCCCUGCCACCCGGCCACGGGGCAGUGUCUGUGCCCGCCCGGGAAGACUGGGGAGGACUGUGGGGCAGAUUGUCCCGAGGGCCGCUGGGGGCUUGGCUGCCAGGAGAUAUGUGUGGCGUGCGAGCACGGUGCCCGCUGUGACCCCGAGACCGGAGCCUGCCUGUGCCUCCCCGGCUUUGUCGGCAGCCGCUGCCAGGACGUGUGCCCAGCAGGCUGGUUUGGCCCUGGCUGCCAGAUGAGGUGCUCCUGUGCCAACGACGGGCACUGCCACCCGGCCACUGGGCGCUGCAGCUGUGCCCCCGGGUGGACCGGCCUGCGCUGCCAGAGAGCCUGCGACAGUGGGCACUGGGGCCCCGACUGCAGACACCCCUGCAACUGCAGCGCCAGCCACGGGAGCUGCGACCCCGUCAGCGGCCUGUGCCUGUGCGAGGCCGGCUACACAGGCCCGCGGUGCGAGCAGCGGUGUCCUCAGGGCCACUUUGGGCCUGGCUGUGAGCGACGCUGCCAGUGUCAGCACGGAGCAGCCUGUGACCACAUCAGCGGAGCCUGCACCUGCCCGGCCGGCUGGAGGGGAACCUUCUGCGAGCGCGCCUGCCCGGCCGGCUUCUUCGGACUGGACUGCCGCCGCGCCUGCAAUUGCACUGCCGGAGCCCCCUGUGACGCCACAGACGGCUCCUGCCUCUGCCCCACGGGCCGCUGGGGCCCCCGCUGCGCCCAGCCCUGCCCAGCCCUCACCUACGGGCACAAUUGCAGCCAGGUCUGCACCUGCUUCAAUGGGGCCUCCUGCGACCCUGUCCACGGGCACUGCCACUGUGCCCCCGGCUGGAUGGGGCCCACCUGCCUGCAGGCCUGUCCAGCCGGCCUGUACGGCGAGAACUGUCGACAUUCCUGCCUCUGUCAGAACAGAGGGACCUGUGACCCGGUCUCAGGGUACUGUUCGUGCCUGGAGGGCUGGGCUGGCCUGGCCUGUGAGACUGAGUGCCUCCCCGGACGUUUUGGAGCCGGCUGCCUGCACAACUGCAGCUGCAACGGCAGCCUCUGCGACCGGCACACGGGCCGCUGCCUCUGCCCUGCUGGCUGGACUGGGGACAAGUGUCAGAGCCCCUGUGCCCAGGGCACCUUCGGGCCUCGCUGUGAGGAGCGCUGUGCCUGCCGGCGGGGAGCCCCCUGCCACCCCGUCACCGGGGCCUGCCUCUGCCCCCCAGGGUGGAGGGGCUCUCGGUGUGAGAAUGCCUGCCCACGGGGCUGGUUCGGAGAGGCCUGUGCCCAGCGCUGCCGCUGCCCACCUGGUGCCGCCUGCCACCAUGUCACCGGGGAGUGUCGCUGUCCCCCUGGCUUCACUGGCUCCGGCUGCGAGCAGGACUGCCCACCUGGCACCUUUGGGGAGGACUGUGGGCAGACAUGCCAGUGUCGAGGCAAGAACCAGGCCUGCCACCCCGCCACGGGGGCCUGCACGUGUACCGCCGGCUACCACGGCCCCCGCUGCCAGCAACGCUGCCCGCCUGGGCGGUACGGACCAGGCUGUGAGCAGCUAUGUGGAUGUCUCAAUGGGGGGUCCUGUGACGCGGCCACGGGGGCCUGCCACUGCCCCGCUGGGUUCCUGGGGGCCAACUGCAGCCUCACCUGUCCGCAGGGCCGCUCCGGCCCCAACUGUGCCCACGUGUGCAGGUGUGGGCGGGGGGCAGCCUGCGAUCCUGUGACCGGCACCUGCGUCUGCCCCCCGGGGAGGGCCGGCGUCCACUGUGAGCAAGACUGCCCCCGGAACCGGUUCGGCGUGGGCUGCGAGCGCGUGUGCCCCUGCAGAAACGGGGGCCUGUGCCACCCCGCCAACGGCAGCUGCUCCUGUGGCCUGGGCUGGACGGGGCCCCGCUGUGAGCUGGCUUGCCCCACUGGGCGCUACGGCGCCGACUGCCGUCUGGAAUGUUCCUGCCGCAACAACGGCACCUGCGAGCCCACCACGGGCGCCUGCCGCUGCGGCCCCGGCUUCUACGGCCAGGCCUGCGAGCACCCCUGUCCCUCCGGCUUCCACGGGGCCGGCUGCCAGAGGGUGUGCGCGUGUCAACAUGGAGCCCCCUGCGACUCCGCCAGUGGCCAGUGCCACUGCCCCGCCGGCUUCCGUGGCCAGUUCUGCGAGAGCGGGUGCGAGCCGGGUUCGUUCGGAGAGGGCUGCCGUCAGCGGUGUGACUGCAAGGCGGGGGCACCCUGUGACCCUGUCACUGGCCUCUGCCUUUGCCCACCUGGGCGCUCAGGAGCCACGUGUGACUUGGAUUGCAGAGCGGGCCACUUUGGGCCCGGCUGUGCCCUGCGCUGUGACUGUGGGGGCGGGGCCGACUGUGACCCUGUCAGUGGGCAGUGCCACUGUGUGGAUGGUCACACGGGGCCCACGUGCCGGGAAGGUGGGCCCCCCCGGCUGCCGGGGAGCCUGUCCCCCGUCCAGGGCCCAGCAGCUGUUCUCCUGGCCUCUGCCAGAGCGGCCCCCGCGCGCAGCAGCAGGGCAGCGGAGCCCUAGCUCAGGGACAGCCCCCAGAUCCAGCCCGAGGGGACCCAGGCCUUUGGUGGCGACUAAGGAGGGACACUGCCUGGGCCCAGGACUCCCGGCCCCACCCUUCUCCUCUCCGCGGCAGCUGCACAGCCUCUGGCUCUGGGGGGGUGUGCGGUUGAGGAGAGAGGCCCUGCCUCUCUCUGUGGGACGCAGGCCUCUGAGGCUCUGUGGGACGCAGGCGAGUGGACCAGGCCUCGGGCCGCGCCAGGUGCACCGGGCACCUGUGCUGAGGACGCCCCGCCCUGCCCUGGAUCCGGACUGAGGGCAGGUGUGGGCGCAGGUGCGGCCCGGGGCUGCUGCCCUCCGGGCGGUUUCUUCUGGUGCUAGGCCCUGGACUGCUACGCUCAGCGACUGUUUACCUGGAAAUAUAGCCCAGCCAUAUUUAUGUAAAGGUAUUUAUGGGCAGUGGCACAUGCCCGCCACAGCCCUGGGUCAGCCGGAAGCUGCCCACUGUCUUCCUGCCGCACCCCAGGAAGCCCUGGCUCACGCCUGCAGGACCCCAGGGGGGUCUCCGGGCGGCAGGCUCAGGUGCCAUGUAAAACCCAGUGCGUU
Molecule: messenger RNA, 6324 nt
Organism: Microcebus murinus (gray mouse lemur)
Lineage: Eukaryota; Metazoa; Chordata; Mammalia; Primates; Cheirogaleidae
Source: RefSeq, a predicted model, not a curated record